Messenger RNA from Adineta steineri, 867 nucleotides. Lineage: Eukaryota; Metazoa; Rotifera; Eurotatoria; Adinetida; Adinetidae. The record is from the annotation of a GenBank genome assembly.
AUGACUAAUAGUAGUCAUCAUCAUGAUCAUCAACGGUUGUAUAAUACAUCCGUGACAAGUACUGAUCCACAUCAACAUGGAUCAUUAAAAGUUUUAAAAAAUGAAUUAUCAGAUUUAAUUAAAGAUCCGCCGGAAGGAUUUAUCGUUGAACCGGAUCAAAAUGAUUUUUUUACUUGGAAUGUAGGUAUUUUCGGUGCACCAAAUACACUCUUUGCUGGUGGUUAUUAUAAAGCUCUACUAAAAUUUCCAGUCGAUUAUCCUUAUCGACCACCAAAAUUAAAAUUUCUUUCUGACAUGUGGCAUCCAAAUGUUUAUACUGAUGGACAAAUAUGUAUAUCAAUUCUUCAUGAACCAGGCGAAGAUGAACGUAGUGGAGAACAAGCAUGUGAACGAUGGAGUGUUGUACAAAAUGUUCGAUCUAUUCUAUUAAGUAUUAUUUCAAUGCUUAAUGAACCUAAUAUAUCUUCACCAGCGAAUAUUGAUGCUAGUAUUGAUUAUCGAAAAUAUAAAGAUGAUCCAAUUAAUAAUCGAACAUAUAAAGAAAAACUCGAUCGUUUAAUUGAAAAGAGUAAAGCAAUUGCUAAAUUAGAAGGUAUUGAAAUUCCUCAAACAGUAGAAGAAUAUACAAAACGAUUUGAUAAAAAAUUAUCAUUAAAAACAAAUGAUGAUGUACAAGAUUAUUUAAAUGAUGAUGAUGAUGAUGAUGACGAUGAUGAUGAACAAUCUGAAGAUAAUUAUUCUCAAUCUUCUCGUAUAAAAUUAAUAACAAAUUCUGAUAUUAAACUUGCUAUAAAAUCAACAAUUAAAUCUAACAAUAAUAAUAAUAGUAGUGGUGAUUAUAAUGAUCAUUUAUAUACAAAAUGGUAA